AUGGACCAACAUCUCCUCCAGUAUGAAGGCCUGCUGCCAGACGCCCCAACCCCCAUCGCAGAUGUGACGCUGGUGCUGAAGCGCGUGCACGCUGAGCGGGGGAUAGGCGCGCACGAGUGUCGUGAGGAGGAGGCUGGGAGGGCAUCCCGGUCACAGGCCUGGGACUGGCAAAAAAACACAGAGGAGAGGAGGAAAGCGGAGCUGGAGUGGCAGAGCACGGUGGUUGAGCUGCUGGGUUUGAUUAGGGUUGGGUCAGCUUACCCUGCACUGGGCUCUUUGGUGUGGCCUUUGAGCAUUGGGGUGGUGCGUGGUGGAGCGAGGGGUGGGGGGUUGGCAACAACAAAUCUAGUGCAUGUGUAUAUUGAGUGUGAGAGUAUGAGCGAGGGCGCACGGCGGCCUGGAUCGUGUCAGAAGCGGCCGGAGUCAGGUUACUGCCGACAGACUAGAGAGCAGAGAGAGCAGAGCGAGAGAGAGGAGCCAGGGACGGUUGUGGUGGAGCGAGGUCCAGUGCAGAAGAUGCUGCUGUGA
Molecule: messenger RNA, 528 nt
Organism: Knipowitschia caucasica
Lineage: Eukaryota; Metazoa; Chordata; Actinopteri; Gobiiformes; Gobiidae
Source: the annotation of a GenBank genome assembly